AUCCCUCAAGCCUGUGAGUCAGCAGUGUCCUCGGGAUUGGUCCCUCGCAUUGGCUCCCCGCCCCUGGGGAGGAGCCAGGCAGCUCUAGGUCCAGCCCGUUCUUCCCUCAGCCAGAGAAGAAGCUCCACGCUGGGCGGGGAUGGGGCCGGCAACAGUCUGGGUCUGAGCUGGAGGAGCUGGAGAAGCCAGAGCCACUGGUCCCUCUCCCUCCUCAGAACCCUUGAGAUCCCUGGGCCAUAACGGGCCGAUCGGGCCAAGGGCCUGGGGAUGCCCCUGCCUGGCCCCCUUGCCCUGACCGGCAGGGGGGCCGGGCUGGGCAGCAGCCUCCCUCUCACUCCAGCCAUGGAUCUCCUGCCCCCCAAGCCCAAGUACAACCCACUUCGGAAUGAGUCUCUGUCAUCGCUGGAGGAGGGGGCUUCAGAGUCCACCCCACCGGAAGAGCUCCCCUCGCCGUCAGCCUCAUCCCUGGGGCCCAUCCUGCCACCUCUGCCUGCGGACGAUAGUCCCACGACCCUGUGCUCCUUCUUCCCCCGGAUGAGCAACCUGAAGCUGGCCAACCCGGCUGGGGGGCGCUCGGGGCCGAAGGGGGAGCCAGGCAGGGUGGCUGAGGAUGAGGAGGGGGUCGUAGGGGCAGCCGUGCCAGACUCGGGCCCUCUGCCUCUCCUCCAGGACAUGAACAAGCUGAGUGGAGGCGGCGGGCGCAGGACUCGGGUGGAAGGGGGCCAGCUGGGGGGCGAGGAGUGGACCCGCCACGGGAGCUUCGUCAAUAAGCCCACGCGGGGCUGGCUGCACCCCAACGACAGAGUCAUGGGACCCGGGGUUUCCUACUUGGUUCGGUACAUGGGCUGCGUGGAGGUCCUGCAGUCGAUGCGAGCCCUGGACUUCAACACCCGCACUCAGGUCACCAGGGAGGCCAUCAGUCUGGUGUGUGAGGCUGUGCCAGGUGCUAAGGGGGCGACAAAAAGGAGAAAGCCCUGUGGCCGCCCGCUCAGUUCCAUCCUGGGAAGGAGUAACCUGAAGUUUGCUGGGAUGCCCAUCACUCUCACCGUGUCCACCAGCAGCCUCAACCUCAUGGCCGCGGACUGCAAGCAGAUCAUUGCCAACCACCACAUGCAAUCUAUCUCGUUUGCGUCCGGCGGGGACCCGGACACAGCCGAGUAUGUCGCCUAUGUGGCCAAAGACCCGGUGAAUCAAAGAGCCUGCCACAUCCUGGAGUGUCCCGAAGGGCUUGCUCAGGACGUCAUCAGCACCAUUGGCCAGGCCUUCGAACUGCGCUUCAAACAGUACCUCAGGAACCCGCCCAAGCUGGUUACCCCCCAUGACAGGAUGGCCGGCUUCGACGGUUCAGCUUGGGAUGAGGAGGAGGAAGAGCCGCCUGACCAUCAGUACUAUAAUGACUUCCCGGGGAAGGAACCCCCUCUUGGGGGGGUGGUGGACAUGAGGCUUCGGGAAGGAGCCCCCCCGGGGGCUGCUCGACCCACGCCGCCCAGCGCCCAGACCCCCAGCCACCUGGGAGCAACGCUGCCUGUGGGGCAGCCUGUUGGGGGAGACCUGGAAGGCCGUAAGCAGAUGCCACCUCCGCCACCCUGCCCAGCAGGCAGAGAGCUCUUCGAUGACCCCUCCUAUGUCAACGUCCAGAACCUGGACAAGGCCCGGCAAGCUGGGGCUGGGGCCGGGCACCCCAACCCUGCCGUCAAUGGCAGUGCGCCCCGAGACCUCUUUGACAUGAAGCCCUUUGAAGAUGCCCUUCGGGUGCCUCCCCCUCCCCAUUCUGUGGCCAUGGCCGAGCAGCUCCGGGGGGAGCCCUGGUUCCACGGGAAGCUGAGCCGCCGGGAGGCCGAGGCGCUGCUGCAGCUCAAUGGGGACUUCCUGGUGCGGGAAAGCACCACCACGCCUGGCCAGUACGUGCUCACCGGCCUGCAGAGCGGGCAGCCCAAGCACCUGCUACUGGUGGACCCUGAGGGUGUGGUUCGGACAAAGGAUCACCGCUUUGAGAGUGUCAGUCACCUCAUCAGCUACCACAUGGACAAUCACUUGCCCAUCAUCUCUGCGGGCAGCGAACUGUGUCUACAGCAACCCGUGGAGCGGAAACCGUGACCCGUCCCAGGUGCUUUCCAGAAGACACCCUGCAACUCCUUCCACUAUUUCCUGACUGUCAGGACCUCACUUGGGAGUGUUCUGUGGGCCUGGCCUUGGGCCGCAGCUGGGGGUAGUGUGGACACUGGGUCCCGUCAGCAUCCGGCUGAGGGAAAGGGUUUGAGUCAGGAGCCUGGGGUAGAGUCCUCCUCCCCAAACCUCACCAAAGUAUUAACGUAGAGUGGCCCCCUUCCCAGGGCCUUUCCUGUGCCAACCUGAUACCCCCUUCCCCGAGAAGGUGGGUGCUCGAGGCCUGGGCAGUGUGCCUCAUAGAAAAUGUCCUGUGGUGUCAGGUAGUUGGUCACCCUUCCAGGGAAGGGAGAAGAAAUCACACCUUCGGUCUACUCCUGGGCUCAGGGUGCCCCAGACCCCUCUCGACAACCCUCCCUCUCAGUGUUUAAACUUUGUGCCUUUGACCAUCUCCUGGGUCUGAAAAUAUUUUAUGCAAAGAGUUCUUGGGCCCCUGAGGUCAAGGAUGGGGGCGCUGACACCUUGGCUUCUGGGACCCUGCCCUCUCCUUGCUCAGCACCUCCUCCAGUUUAGGUUGGGAGAACGGGCAGGGGUGGCAGCAGUCCCUUCUCUCUGGGCAUAUGCCACCCAUAGAGGUUGCCUCAGAACCCCCCUCCCGGCCAGGGGGGAGGCGGACCGUUCUUAGCUCAGUGCCUCCUGGCCGGGGGCCCCUGACCCCAGGGGUCUGUAUAUACAUUUCUGUGCCCCUCCCCUCCCACGUCACAUGCAUGUUAUAUUCUACAGCCAAAGUGUAGCCCUUCCUCCUGCGUCCUCCGCCCUGCCUACCCUGCUGGGGUGCGGGGGGAUGACUGACUCUGGGUUUCCGCAACUAUUAGCGCUCCCAGGUGGAUUCUGUGGAGGGGAACAGGCAUGGAGACUCAGACGCAGUAGACAAUCCCCACAUGCCAUCUGUAGACGUGGAACUGCGUUUAUUUUUUAUUUUAUAAUCAUGUAUUGGAGGGCUGUAGAUGUACUUUCCUAAGUUGUUUUCCAUGGCUUAUCGAGCACAAAAUGAUGGUGACCCAUUACAUUUAUACACCACCUCUUUGACUUUUCAAAGCCCUUUUACAACUGUUGGCAUUUUCCUCACCCCAGCCUGUGAGGCAGUUGGGGCCGGCAGCAUUGUCUUCUCUAAGAGACCCAAGGCAGAGAAGUCCAUGGUGAACUAGCACCAGAAACCCGUGGGCCUCUGGCCGCGAGGCCAGGAGGCAGACGUGUGGCGGGGGAAACUUCAAACCUGCGGUUACUGCGUCCCUGCCUGGGGCCACGACCACGGAGCAGCCCACGGAGAAGCCGGCCCUGCGAGUCUCUAGGCCUGGUGGCUAAGGGACAGUUGACUCCUCGCCGCCUCUUUUUUGUAGUUUGGGUGUUCUCACGGGUCUUACUUAUACCAAAGGGAAAAAAAAAUUAAAGUCCAUAUUUCUUCUA
Molecule: messenger RNA, 3573 nt
Organism: Rhinolophus ferrumequinum (greater horseshoe bat)
Lineage: Eukaryota; Metazoa; Chordata; Mammalia; Chiroptera; Rhinolophidae
Gene: SHC1
Product: SHC adaptor protein 1
Exons: 12
Coding region: 268-2097 (609 amino acids)
Biological process (GO): cell surface receptor protein tyrosine kinase signaling pathway; intracellular signal transduction
Cellular component (GO): plasma membrane
Molecular function (GO): receptor tyrosine kinase binding
Source: RefSeq, a predicted model, not a curated record